AUGACGGAAAACAUCGAAGAUUCUAAUGAUUAUGCUGCUCAGCUGAUGGCAAAUUUAUUUUCCAAACACGCGAGAAAGGGAGACAUCGAAGUGCCAAAAUUCGAUGAAUUUUUGGACGAAAAACCUUCUGAUGGGAAAAUUCAAAUAGAAAUUCGUCGACCAAGAGGCAAUAAGGAAACAGAAUUCGUCGAUGCAAAGAUGCCUAAAGUCUUGCUUUUCCAAUCUUGCCCCUUUUUUCUUUUUUUAAAGAAAAGAUUUAUAAGGGCGAGGAAAAUGCCAUUUUUUAAUGUCAGUAGAGAGAAAAUCAACGAGAUCGAAAAGUUCAGCGUCCAAAAAAAUGUCCCGGAUUCGAGAGCUUCUCGGGCCGAAAAAAUGGCAGAGCUGAGGUCAAAAGUCAUGAGCGGGGGAUAUGGAAAAGCCCCUCAAGAAGACUAUUCCAACAAGAAUUCUAGAGAGAAUAUUUCUUCACCCGAAUCAUCAGAUACCGAGACAGAAAACGAAGAGCUCGAAGAAAAAACUGACCCAGUUUUGAAAAAUGACGAGAUCGAGCAGAAGGAGCAGCUUGAACAAAAUUCUAGCGAGAAAACUAGGCUGCACGCGCCUGAACCGAUCAUUGAGCCAGAACCAGCGCCAGAACCAGAACCAGUCUUUGAACCAGUUAGAGAACCAGAAGAACCAAGGAGAGCAGUCAUUGCUCCUCCGAAGCCUCCCUCUCCUACGCCCCUGAAAUCCGAUAAAAUAGAGCUACCGCCAAAUCCAGCAGGGCUUGAAAACUCACAAAUAGCUGACGAAGCAAUAACUUGCAGUGGAUUCUUGAGCGAAAGUGUCCCCUGCUUUCCUUACUACGCGCGUCUGAACUCCGAUAAAUGCUGGGUAUCCGAUCAAGCUCCCGGUUCAAAAACUUUUCUUCAAAUCGACCUUGGCUCUGAUAAGUCGAUUUCACAUGUCGCUACUCAGGGUCAAGCACCGCACAUGCAAGGAUUGCAAAAUACAGUCAAUCGAUGGGUUACAGCUUUUUAUGUUCAAUACUCCAACGAUGGGCAGAAGUGGAAAUUGUACAAGGCAAGGCUGGAAAGACAGUACAUGACGACUUUUGUUGGGAAUAGUGAGCACAGUGAUAUCAAAAUCAACACAUUCCAGCCGCCAAUUGAAUCUCGUUUCAUCCGAAUCGUCCCUACAAAGACCUUCAGAAACCUUCCCGCUGCCCUCCGCUGUGAAUUGUAUUUAUCGUGA
This is a messenger RNA of Oikopleura dioica, 1233 nucleotides long. The record is from the annotation of a GenBank genome assembly. NCBI's taxonomy places the organism in Eukaryota, Metazoa, Chordata, Appendicularia, Copelata, Oikopleuridae.